GGCAGAGGACGACGUUGCGAGGACGUCGCAAAUGCCGACAAAGGCGUGCAUGGACAAAAACAAAAAUAAAAGCCGGCAAGCCGCACACAAAGAGGACAGAGUGCGCCAGCUGUCCAACUGAGAGAGCGAGAGAGUGAGCGAAUGUGUGGCGAAGGAAAGGAGCUGAAAGAGAGUUCGCUCACUGGAAGCAGCAUACGAUAUGCUAGCAGCAUUACGUUCCGUUGGCUGCCAUCGUUCCGUUAGUUUGCGAGCGUUUGUCGUUGGCAUCGGACGUGCGUCGUGUUUAGUCGAAAGCAAUACGGUAAAUUGUUACGUUUAAAACGGUACAGCGCGUGCAUGCUGCAAUUUUUACGAAUCAUUUUUUAUAUGCGCUCUAAGCUAAUUGCGAGUCAAAGAAAAAACGGUUGACAGCUCUGUAGCAUUUGGCGCUGUGCCCGCGAGAAACUCAUUAAAAAGUUCGACGCUUGACAUGUUAAAUAUGCACAAUAAACACGCGGCACAACAAGGCAAACAUAAUUAAUUGCCCGCCCGGCCGUCUCUGUCUGUCAGUCUCCAUCUCUCUAUAUUUCCCUCUGUGUGUGUGUGCGUGUGUUCGAGUGUUAAAUAAAAAUCAAAAUUAAUUGCAUUUCAAGCAUAUUUAAAUACGCAUUAAGCGUCGCAUAAACGUUGAAGAGCUCAACGAGUUUGCGGUUUCAAUUGUGAGUAAACAGCGAACAGCUACAACAACUACAACAACAACAGGAACAACUGUCGUCGCUGCUGCUUGUUGUGCGCGCAAUUUCCGGUUUCCGUUUCCGCCGCGCGACAUUCGCGUCCGCUGCAAAAAGUUCUGCCAAAAGUCGCCGCUGCCCACCAAAUUUGUCAGCAGCAGCAACAAGCAUAAAAAAAGUGUUAAAUCGCCGCAGAUCGCCAGUGUUGCCUGACCAGAAAAAAAAGGUGCUGCAUCUUUCAGGCUCCAAAAAAAAAUAUAAAUAUAUUCAUAAGAGCAGCUUAAAGCGCCGCCAACUGGCCUGCAGCUGCAGCGUUGCCAAUUUUCGCUAAAGCGCAGUUUUAGUAUUGUUAGUAUACAACAAAUAUUUGCCAAAAAAAUACUAGUUGACGAUUUAAUAAAUACCAGCAUAAAAAAAGUGUUGCCCACUUGGCGGCUGCUCGUUAAAUUUUCGCAAUAACAACAACAAAUUCAACAAGGUGGACGCUCAACUGGAUCAAAGCAAAAACACAUCUAAGCAGACUUUUACACAUGUGCCAGUGAGUGGCCCAAAGCGCAUCGGCAAGGAAAAUACAUCCAACAUCAUUUGGAGAAGUGAUGAAGUCAUGAGACCGACAUUCGAUCGACGCCUCUGGAUAUUAUUGUUCAUUAUUUUAGUACAAUGCACCACCUACACACAACAACAAAAUAUCAAUGCAAAGUCACAAUUGAAGACGACGCCCGCCGAGCACGCAGCCAGCAAAUGGCGCAGCAUAUCAGAGCAGACGCCGCCGCCGCCACCGUCGUCGGCGCAGAGUUUAUUCGAACUCGAAGCGAAUAUACAGAGAUUGCCGCAGCUGGCAGUUGACCACCGGCAGGUGGGCAUUCACAAUAGUAAACCCUCCAAAUGUGCCAAGAACUGUGCCAAGGCCAAGGCAAAGGUGGCCAAAUGGAAGGCGCAGCUGAGGAGCCACCGUGUGCAUCAGGCGCAUCGAGCAGCGCCACACAAGGAGGCCACGCGACGAUUGCGUCGGGAGACAGAGGAAGAGGAGCUGGAACUGCCUACAGCAAUGUCCAGUGCCACCACGGUGGCCACCAGUGCCGCAGUCACGAGCUAUGCAAAUAGAUCGCUCGCUGGACUGUUGACCACCAUGAAGGCGAAACGCGCACGCUCCACGGUGAUCCUGGCGCCGGAGGAUAUGAAGCCUAAGCCCAAGGAGCCCGUCAUUAUUAUCGAUGAUGUGGAGGAGUUUGAUAGCGGCACCGCCACGCGCGAUCUGUUCGCAAAGAGUCGCGAUGUGGCGGAUCUAAUGGAUGAUGAUGGGCCGCUUGAGGGUCCGCGGGCGCUGCCUCUGCGCCCAGUGCCGCCCAAUCCCUACGAGGACGAGGAGAUGUCUGUGGUCUAUGCGGAACAGCACUCAGAGAUCAGGCUGAUGUGCGAGGUGGACCUGGAUAUAUCCUCCAGCAUGUGGUACAAAAAUGGCCAGGAGGUGCAUGCCAUGGACCGGACGACACGCGUUACCGACUAUCGCUUUAUCAAGGAGGCUAAUGGUGCGCUAACCAUCACCAAUGUCAUGCUCGAGGAUGAUGGCAAAUGGCAGUGCGAGGCGGAGAAUACGCGACGCUAUACCGAAAAUGCUCGACCCGUCAAGCUGGUCGUCCUGGAUCGUCCCAAGCCGCCUUAUUUGCUUAUUGACUCGCGUCGCCUGGAUGCUGGCAACAUUUUUGUGCCCGUCAAAGAAAACUCGGAGCUAAACUUGGCCUGCGUCAGCGAGGGUGGCAAUCCGCGGCCCACGCUCACCUGGGAGGUGCUGCUCAGUCCAGGCGUAGAUCGUCAUGCCCAGAAGGUAUCCGCCGAGGUGCUAGAGUUGGAGGAAAUCAAAAACGAGAAGCAGGAUAAGAACGGUUACAAAAUCAACAGCGGUGCCAAGAGCGAGGCCCGUCUGCCCGCCGUCUAUAGGGCGCAUCAUAAUGCGAGGAUUUUAUGUGUCAUGGAACAUCCCACGCUGAAGAUACGACAGAAUGCCUCCCUACUCCUCGAUGUGCAGUAUACGCCCUCAUUUGCCAUCUCGCGCACACCUGGCUUUGGUUAUCCGCUGCGCGAGGGCAUCGAAGUUAGCCUCAAGUGCGAUGUCGACUCGAAUCCUCCGAGCACGCCGCGCUGGCAGAAGGACGACGGUGACACGCCGGUGCCGCAAACGGGCGACGGCUUCCUCAACUUUACAUCCAUUAGACGGGAGCAUUCCGGCUGGUAUAAGUGCACAUCACGGCAUCUCAACUUUCAAUACUCCUCGAUUGGCUAUUACCUCAGCGUGCGCUAUGACUCGGUGGAUGUCACUUCGGAACCGGAUGAUCAGGAUGUCUCAGUGGCGGCUGCCUCUCAUAAUCCGAACAAGGGGCAACUCGAGGUGCAGCUGGGCGGCGCCGUCACACUGCAGUGUCCGCAAGGCUCCCUGGGCUGCUGGUCACACUUGGAUCCAGUUUCAGCACGUCUGCGCGGCCUUGGCUACGGCAGCUCUUUGCCGACGGGCCAAUUCUCACUCAAAGACGUCAUGUACCAGGAUGCGGGCACCUACAAGUGCGUGGGCCAACCUCUCGCCAACAAGAAGAAGCUCGAAGUGCUUCAAAGUGUCAUCGUUUCCGUCAAGGGUGCGCCCACAGUAGUUGCCUUGAAUGCCACGCCUGUUGCGUAUCCGGGCUCACCCUUGCACCUCAAUGUGGAGUUCUGUGCCAAUCCGCCGGCGCAUGCGGCACGCUGGUUGCACGGCGAUCGCGUCUUCACGCCGGGCAAUCAAUAUGGCAGCACCGUACUGGCCUACGCGGUCAAGGAUCUGCCCACGCCCUACUGCAAGGAGGCGCGCCUGACCUAUGUCAGCAUGCACGAGCGUGUGCCGCGCACUUUCUACUUUAUCGUCUCGUCGCCAGGUGGCGUUGCCGAGGCCGUGUUCAAUGUCAACUUUACGAAGCGCCACCGCCAGAUGUCCAACACCAUCGACGACGACGAGGAGGAGGAACUCAAUCGACCCGAGCAAAUACACUUUCCGGUCUUCAGCAAUAACACUGCGAGCGGGCGGAGCUUGGAGCUGGCCCUGGCAUUUACUCUCCUGGGCGCAACGCUGUUGCAUUCUCAUUAACUUUAAGAGUAUGAGUGAAAAAGUUAAAAGGCGCUACAGAGAGCGAGAGAGUCCGAGUAUGUGUGAGCGUGUGAAUGAGAGAGAGAGAGAAUGAGAGAAUGCUGACUAUUUACUCAUGCAAUUUAUUAUGCUAUGUACUACAUACUACCCACUAUUUCUAAGCGCAUAUAAACAUAUAUAUCCACUAUAUAUAACAUAUGUACUACUAUAUGCUAUUGCCCACAACUACUACUACUACUACUCUAAAGCUAUGUGUAUGUGUACUUGUAACCAAUUAGCAAAAGCAUUAAAACGAAAUUAUGCCACUUUAAAACCUAAGCUAAAACCCCCACGACCCUCCCCCUAAGGACUAAUUCACACACAUUUAGUAGGCAUCUAAGUUGGCAACUUGAACUUUUUAGCUAAGCAUUAGCCACAUCCCCAACUAAAAAACUCAUACUCAAUAUUUUUACUGUAGUCGUAAGUACGUAACUGUAACUGUAACUGUGUGUGUACGUGUGUAGUACUUAGUAGCAGCGCUUACCUUGAAUGCCAAAUAGAAGAAAAAUUAAAUUUAAGUAAAAUAUUAACACGAAAGUAAAUUUUUGCGUUUACCUAUUGUUAAAAGUUGAGCCAUACAUAAUUAUUGUACUUUAAGUUCCUUUUCGAAAAAUAAGCGAGUAACUUGCAAAGUGACUGAUUUUUGUUAAAUAUUUUGAGGCAAUUAGUGUUAGAGUGAAGCAGAAAGAGAGUGCUUAAAAAAAGAAAGUUAAAUACUAUACUUUAAUGUAAAUGAAAAGCAAGUAACUUACCAAGCACGAACAAAUUCCUUCCAUUUGAAUUUUUGCGCAUUCGAAUAGGCAAAAUAUAAGUAUAUAAACAAGCUGUAAAAUAUUUUGAGAGUUAAAGAGAGCAAAAUUUAUAUAUAAAUCAAUUAAAAUCUUGAGAAAUUAUUAAAAAAUA
Messenger RNA from Drosophila montana, 4764 nucleotides. It is a transcript of the gene tei, whose product is annotated as teiresias. Gene Ontology annotation, molecular function: cell adhesion molecule binding. Lineage: Eukaryota; Metazoa; Arthropoda; Insecta; Diptera; Drosophilidae. Gene Ontology annotation, cellular component: cell-cell junction; plasma membrane. Bases 1315 to 3822 code for a protein of 835 amino acids. The record is from RefSeq and is a predicted model, not a curated record. The transcript is spliced from 12 exons. Gene Ontology annotation, biological process: cell-cell adhesion.